AUGGAUGUAGCACUGAGAAAACUGGAAAUGAGUAGAGAGGAAGCCCUAAACUUGCUACAUGAGGUAAAACCCAGCAGCAAACGAGAAGCAGAUAAAUUGUUAAGCUAUUUAUGCGAAGCUGAAGAUCUCAUUGAAGUAAUUGAGUAUGAGAUUCAAAAAUUGAAACCACCUACAUAUACCAGUGUCUCCGGGCGUUGUAUUCUGGUCUCGCUAAAAAACUUGACUAAGCCUCGUCAAAUAGAUGAGUUGCAAAAGAAGAUGGCUAAAAUAAUAGAUGUUUUGAAAGAACAAGUGGACUUGAGCCAACGGAUUCAACCUCUAAUUAAAACAAGUCCUCCGAACAAAAAGCUGAAUUUAAUCGGGAGGGAUGCAGAUGUCCCGAUCAUACUUGAAGAGCUAACUUGUUCAGAGAAAUAUAGUUCGAAUGGAGUCUCUAUAAUUGGCAUGAGAGGCGUUGGAAAGACUGCACUUGCUGAACACAUUCUUAAUCACAAGAAAGUGCAGGCUAAAUUUCCUCUUAUAUUACAAGCUUCUAUGUUUGGCACAAGAUUUUGUAUGGAAGACUUGUUUUCAAAGUUACAGGUGGUCUAUUCUGAAGGGAGGCUCAACGGAAAUGGUCAAGGUCAUCUCUUGGGCUGUGAUAAGUGGUUAUUAAUGCUAGAUGAUCUUGAAGAAGUCUCUUCAAAUACUUGGUGCAAUUUCCAGACAGAGUUUCUAACAGCUGGGAAAAAAAUUCUCAUUACUUCUCUUAGUCCCCGAGUUGGAAAAAUGGCUCAAACUACCCUCCUCUAUUUAAAGCCCUUGUUAGAGGAACAUUGUCGAGACCUAAUCCGCCACAAAAUAGACCUUGUACAUCGCUGUGGACGCUGUCCACCACCUCAGCCUUCUAUAAGCUUUGACUUGGCUAAAAAAUCUUGUGGCUUGCCGUUGGUUGCUACUUUCUUGGCACAGUCAUUACUUGGGACUAAAGAACAGGAUCAAUGGUUCAUUCACGAUGACUUGUGGAAGUGGCCUGAAAUUGAAAAAGAAAUACUUCCAAUUCUAAAAUCAAGCUCCAUGAAUCUUAAAUUGGAAUUGAAGAGAUGCUUUGUUUACUUCUCCUUGUUCCCUCAUGACUACGUAUUCUGUCGGGAGGAUCUGAUCCAUAUGUGGAUUGGAGAACGACUAGUGGAACCUCAUGCAUCAGGUUUUGAAUUAAAUGGGCAGAACUUUUUCAAUGAGCUACUGGAACGAUCAAUUGUUCAACCUCAACCAGUUGACAGCUGUGGCUUGACAAGGUACGAGAUUCAUAAAUUCACUCAUGACUUUGCUCAAAUGCCUGCAGGCUCGAAAGCAUAUGUCCGAAGUGGCGAUGAAUGCAUGUCUAGCUCUUAUGAGUGGGAUAAAUACACCCAUCAUUUUUCCUUGUCUUCCAAUAAGCAAAUCCAACCUUCCUUAUGGGACAAAAUUAGGAAGCACCUUAAAAGUUUAAGGACAUUGCUUCUUCUUUAUAAUAGGCAAAAGAUUGGGCGAAUUGGUGAAAUUCCUUCUAAUUUUUUUGAUAAAUUAUCUGGUCUUAAAGUGCUAGCCUUGAAUAAUACCGAUAUUUCUGACCUUCCCAAUUCUGUAAAAAAGUUGAAGCACCUUCGUUAUCUAGACAUUUCAAACACUAAAGUCAAAAAAUUACCUGAAAAGCUUGCUAACCUUUCUGCCCUGCAAAUUCUCAAGAUUAGAACCGACCCUGAAAUCCCUCAAUUACCUGUAGAUUUCAACAAAUUGACUAAUCUAGCAUUCAUUGAUUGGCAAGAGUCAUAUACUGAAAAUGGCCUCUAA
Chenopodium quinoa (quinoa) is the source of this 1812-nucleotide messenger RNA. Its product is annotated as putative disease resistance protein At3g14460. Gene Ontology annotation, molecular function: ADP binding. Gene Ontology annotation, biological process: defense response to other organism. The record is from RefSeq and is a predicted model, not a curated record. Lineage: Eukaryota; Viridiplantae; Streptophyta; Magnoliopsida; Caryophyllales; Amaranthaceae. The coding region runs from base 1 to 1812 and encodes 603 amino acids. The transcript has a single exon.